CAAAGAGGGAAAAAAGGAAAGGAAAAAAGGACAAUAGUUAAAACCUUUCCUUAGCCUCGUCGACGGGAUCCAACGAUUACUAAUAAACUCUUCUGUUUCGGAGUUUACGUCACUCGACGAUGACGCCGAUCAUCAGAUCCAGCCCCGUUCUGGCUUUCCUGGUUUUGCAGUUCUUCUUGAUCUUCUUUGCUUCCACUCUCCCCUGCUCUUUUGGGUCUGAGGAUAGUUACACCAUCACUGGUAGAGUGAAGAUUCCACCAAGCAACGUGAUUGGUCACACCACAAAGUUCUCAAGUGUCAAAGUUGUACUCAAUGGUGGACAGAGUGUUACGUUGCUCAGGCCUGAUGGAUAUUUCACUUUUCACAAAGUGCCUGCUGGGACUCAUUUGAUUGAAGUAUCUGCAAUGGGCUACUUCUUUUCUCCGGUACGAGUCGAUGUUAGUGCAAGGCACCAUGGAAAAGUUCAUGCAACACUAACCGAAACCAGGAGGAGUCUUACUGAGCUGGUUUUGGAGCCUUUGAGGGAAGAGCAAUACUACGAGAUUCGAGAGCCUUUCUCCAUUUUGUCACUUGUGAAAAGUCCGAUGGGUCUCAUGGUGGGAUUCAUGGUCGUGGUUGUGUUCCUAAUGCCCAAACUGAUGGAAAACAUAGAUCCAGAGGAGAUGAAGCAAGCACAAGAGGAAAUGAGGAGGCAAGGUGUGCCUUCGCUUUCGAGUUUGUUGCCUAGCGCUGGGGCUAGCCGUUAAGAGUUUCUCAGUUAACCCAAUGUAUCACAAAAGGAGGGGAGAAAGGUAUCACGUUCUUGUGAGAGACAAACUCAUUGUAAUAGAUUUGUAUUGUGUAAUAGAUUUGUAUUAAGAAGAAGAAACGAGAUUGUAAUGCAAACCAUUAAUUAGAAGUUCAUGCUCAUCAUUCA
Messenger RNA from Eruca vesicaria subsp. sativa (arugula), 916 nucleotides. NCBI's taxonomy places the organism in Eukaryota, Viridiplantae, Streptophyta, Magnoliopsida, Brassicales, Brassicaceae. The record is from the annotation of a GenBank genome assembly.